ACGUUACAACCGAUUGGGUGGAGAGAAACGGAACGAACUAAACAUCAUUGAGGUCAUUGGGUUGUCUUUGAAAGGUUAUCGAACGUCGUCUCCUCGAAUUUGAAAUCAAUCACACUUGUGCCCGAAGUACCCAGUGAACAUGUUGCCCCGUUUUCUGAAGCCCACGUUGACCGUCGCUCAGCAAGGAGCGAAGCGACUAUCAACCAGUGCCACACGCAAUGCCAAGGUCGCCGUCAUGGGCGCCAGCGGUGGAAUUGGGCAACCGCUAUCGCUGCUCUUGAAACAAUCGCCCCUCGUAACCGAAUUAUCAUUAUAUGACAUCGUGAACACGCCAGGUGUCGCUGCUGAUCUUUCUCACAUGGACACGGCGGCAAAAGUAAAAGCUUUCACCGGUCCUAACGAGUUGAAAGAUUCAGUUAAAGGAGCACAGGUGGUAAUAAUACCUGCCGGUGUACCACGUAAACCAGGAAUGACUAGGGAUGAUCUAUUCAAUACGAAUGCCUCUAUAGUAAGGGAUCUUGCUCAGGCUGUGGCUGAAAUGGCCCCAAAGGCACUUAUUGCCAUUAUUUCUAAUCCAGUUAACAGCACUGUGCCUAUUGCUAGCGAAGUAUUGCAAAAAGCUGGUGUCUACGAUCCUAAGAGGGUAUUUGGUGUGACCACGCUGGACGUCGUCAGGGCAAACGCGUUCAUCUCUGAAGCAAAAGGUCUUGAUCCGCAACAGACGUCGGUGCCAGUUAUCGGAGGUCACAGCGGUAUCACUAUUAUUCCACUGCUCUCACAGUGCAAACCAUCAGUCUCCUUCCCAGAAGAUAAAGUGAAAGCUCUCACUUUACGUAUCCAGGAAGCUGGUACAGAGGUUGUCAAAGCAAAGGCUGGUACCGGUUCUGCCACGCUUUCGAUGGCGUACGCGGGUGCUCGAUUCGGUAUAUCGUUGAUCAGAGCGUUGAAUGGGGAACAGAACAUCGUAGAAUGCUCCUACGUCAGAUCUGAUGUUACAGCGGCUAAAUAUUUCUCGACGCCUAUUCUGCUGGGCAAACAAGGAGUUGAGAAGAAUCUCGGUCUUGGAACGCUUAACAGCUACGAGAAGAAACUCUUGGAGGAAGCUAUUCCAGAACUCAAGAAGAAUAUUCAGAAAGGAGAAGAUUUCGUGAACAAGAAGUGAAUACUGGAUAUCGAGACACUAGAUAGAGGCGUGAUCAAUAACAAUCGAAAAGAAAUCGAAGACUCAGUAUUUGUUGUUGAAAAUGUUUGCGUUGUACGCAAACGAAGAGAUAAUUAAAAAAGGUUUAAUCCUUUAUAAAUAGAUGAACUUACAUCGUGUACAGUGUAGAUAAAAGUAAAACUGAUUUGUAAUCAACAAUGAGUAAAGAAACGUACAAAACCUGAAAGGCAGAAAGGAACAUUUUAUUAUCUAAUAAAUAAUACUCAUGUUUAAGUCUUAUUCAAAGAUAAAACAAAUAUCGAAACGUUAAAAUGUGAUGUAGCUAAGUUAAAAAUAAACGCCUUUUGAUCAGAAACAAAA
Hylaeus volcanicus is the source of this 1522-nucleotide messenger RNA. It is a transcript of the gene Mdh2, whose product is annotated as malate dehydrogenase, mitochondrial. The transcript has 5 exons. The record is from RefSeq and is a predicted model, not a curated record. Gene Ontology annotation, molecular function: L-malate dehydrogenase (NAD+) activity. NCBI's taxonomy places the organism in Eukaryota, Metazoa, Arthropoda, Insecta, Hymenoptera, Colletidae. Bases 140 to 1162 code for a protein of 340 amino acids. Gene Ontology annotation, biological process: malate metabolic process; tricarboxylic acid cycle. Gene Ontology annotation, cellular component: mitochondrion; cytoplasm.